Argiope bruennichi is the source of this 9076-nucleotide messenger RNA. RefSeq names its product tetratricopeptide repeat protein 38-like. The record is from RefSeq and is a predicted model, not a curated record. The transcript has 13 exons. Gene Ontology annotation, molecular function: protein binding. The coding region runs from base 195 to 1559 and encodes 454 amino acids. NCBI's taxonomy places the organism in Eukaryota, Metazoa, Arthropoda, Arachnida, Araneae, Araneidae.
GGCGUAGAGCUCUGGUUGUGUCUCUACGAAAUGUCUGUUUAGUCAGAUCUCUCCUCGGCUCGUGAUGUUUUCUUAUUGCUGACGGUUGAAGUGUGGCAGUGGAACUGCCGUUCCUGUUAUUUUUCAUUUUAAUUUAUCUGUUACGUACAAAUCAGCUUCAUUUAUGUUGUGCUACAUUAAAAUAUGACGAUAAAAUGAGGCAGUUCUGGCGAGGUGUUUCUGAAUGGCAGAAAGAAGGUCUUCAUUUAUCAUCUGCUAGUGAUCAAGCUUGUAAACUGUAUGAUGCAGCAAUAUCACAGUAUGUAGGUUGGUAUGAAGAACCUUCUCUUGGAGGUAUAUCCAAGACAAUUCAAGAGAUGAUAUCAAUUGAUCCGAAUUUUGUGAUGGGAAGGGCUCUUUCUGUUGGGUUAGAUUUAAUGGGAACUGGAAGGAGUGUAUUGCUAGAUGAAGACUUUCAGAAAGACAUGAAAAAUUUAGAAGCUAUGGCUGAAAAUCAAGUAAACCUUUUAACACCUAGAGAAAAAGAUCAUGUCAAGGCACUUUUGACUUGGGCAUCAGGGAAUUGGGUUGAAGCAACUAAUAUAUGGGAAGAUAUUCUACAAAGCUAUCCCACUGAUAUUUUAGCUCUUAAAUUAGCUCAUGAUACUUUUUUUUAUCUUGGUUAUCAAAAGGAGAUGAAAGACUCGGUUGAAAAAGUUCUUCCACACUGGUCACCUGACAUCCCUUUAUAUGGCCAUUUGUUUGGAAUGUACGCAUUUGGACUUGUAGAAAUAGAAUCUUAUAAAAAAGCUGAAAGUAAUGCUAAAAAGGGUUUAGAAAUAAAUGCGAAAGAUGCAUGGUCCACACAUGCUUUGGCACAUGUUUUUGAAAUGGAAGGACGUGUUGAUGAAGGAGUUACAUUUUUAAGAAACACUGUUGAAGAUUGGAAGGUUUGUGGGUUGCUAGCUUGUCAUAACUUUUGGCAUUGGGCAUUAUAUCAUAUAGAAAAGGGAGAAAGUGAAGCAGCACUGGAUAUUUUUGACUCACAGGUCAGUGAAAGAAUAAAAUCUGGUGCCAUGCUUGACAUUGUGGAUUCAACUUCAUUGCUCUAUCGCUUAGAAUUAGCAGGGGUAAAUGUUGGUGACAGGUGGAAAGAUGUUUUUGAUUUAUGUCGUCCACAUUUUGAUGAUCAUAUUUUGGCAUUUAAUGACAUUCACUUGUUGUUAUCCAGUGUAGGUUCAAAAAAUAAAGAUGCCACAAACUAUUUAAUGUCAUCUCUUCAAGAAUUUAUGAGAACUGGGUCUGGGACCAACCACACAAUUACAAAAGAUGUAGGAUAUUCUUUAUGUGAAGCUAUAGUUGCAUAUGAUGAAGGCAGAGUUGAAGAUUGCUGUGACAUCUUAUAUCCCUUACGUUACAAUAUUGUUCAAAUUGGAGGCAGCAAUGCUCAGAGGGAUAUGUUUAAUUUACUAUUAAUAGCUGCUGCUAUGAAGUCAACUUGUAAGCACCACCAAAGUGUAUUACGACAACUGUUAAGUGAGCGGACAAGAUUUAAGAGCAUAAGUCAAGUGCCAGAUUGAUGCGAUUUAGAAGCUUUAAAGAUUGACUGUAUCUUUCUCAUGUUGCUAUAAUGAAGUAUUUUUUCUUAAAUUCAGUGUGCAAAUCAACUUCAGAGACAUUUUAAAGAUAUCGCCUUUCAUUUGAGCAUUUCAAGUUGAGAUUUUUAUGCAGUUUUAAAAUGUGAAAUUUAUGGAUUUUGAUUAAGAAAAUAUUCAGAAAUAAACUUUGUGAUAUUCUGCCGUUCUGUAUAUGAUUCAGUUUGUUUUCUAUAUGCAGUAUAUUAAAUACUUUAUGUAAACAGAGUUUGUGACAGAGAGCUUGAUACAAUAAGUGUGCAAAUAGUAUUUAUGCUGAAAGAAAAUGUUUGGUAAGAAAAAAAAUCCUCAUUAUAUUUUAUGAAAUGGAGAAGUUUUCUUCUGUGUAUAUAUAUAUGUAUUUGACAAGAUAUAAGAAGUCUUGAAUGAAUUUAGUUUUUGAUUGGUCAAUGCCAACUGUGAGCUUCUUAUUUGUUUCUUAUGUUCUUGGUUUGAGGUUGAAUUCAGUUUAUAGUUUUAAAGUGACUGAGUGACCAUGAAUUAUAAAUUUUUUUCAUAAGAUUACUCAUAUAUAUGAGAAAAAUAUUUUGCCAAAUCGUAACGAACACAAAUUAGUUAUCACUCUUAGAUCAACCUUUUUCAUAUACUUGAAAUAUUUUCCUUCAGUAUUUCUGUAACUCUUACAAUGUUUCACAAUAUUUCUAAAAAUAAUAUAACAUAUGCUUAAAAUCUGGUAUAACUCAAAUUGACUACCUUCUAUCGGAUUUUAAGGUAUAAUCUUGUUUAAUGAUAUGUGAGGAUAAUUAUAAGUACUAAUUCUGCGUCAAAAUGUUUAAUUUGUGUAUUCAAGUCAUUUCUUGCUGUGCAUUGUAUGUAUAUGUAUAAAUGCACUGAAUAUUAAUUUUAUUAUGUGUAUGUAUAUACAUAAAUACAUGCAUAGUAGUUAUUCUGUACUUUUUCCUUUUCUUUCUUCUGUUUGAACAAGGUGUUUUCAAACAUUUCAGCAUUCAAAAACUUGAUAUAAUUAUUCACUUCCAAGAAGUAUGCAAAUUACAUACUCUGGAUUUGUUUUUUAUUAUUAUUUUUUUAAAAGUGCUUUUAGUUUUGGGCACUUUUUACUUGAUUUGUAACUACCUUAAAAAACAAUGCAUUUUUUAAUUUUUGCAAUUAAAAGCUAAUUUAAAUUAGUUAUAUUUUAAACUGUUUGGUGAAUUCUAUUAGUAUUAAAUUUUGUUAAUGUGUUAAAAGAAAUCAAGCAAUGAAAAAACUUGCUAUAACUUGUGCAAUUUUUUAAGCUUUUGUUUUAUUUAGGUACACAUCUUCAGGAUUCCAGGAAUUAUUAUUUCACUCUGAAUUAUUGCUCACAGUUGGGUAUUUAAUUGGCUAUAGAUUUUUAUGGAUUGAAAUAGAAUAAUUUACAAUAUUAUUUUGUUGACUUUGUAUCUUUGUAGGAAUAAUUUUUAAUUCAUAAUUCACCCAUUCUAUAUUACAAUAAAAAAAUUUGUUAAACAAUUGGCCUAAUUUUUCAAAAAGUAGUCUGUAUUGUUAUUUAUUUUGUAUUCAAAAUUCCAUACUCUUUUUUUUUUUUUUAUGUAAGGGAAAAUUAGCAGGCAAGAAUAUUUUUUAGAACAUAUGUUUGAGAUGUAGCUUAAUAAUCACAAUUUUAUACAUAUUUCUUUGAAUUGAUAUUCAAUUAUUGAGCUAUUGCAUAUGGUGACUAAGCAUAUAGUUAAACGUUUCACGUGAUUUAAGUUACAUUUAUAAGAACUGGGUAUUUUAGAAUAGUACUGUUGUAUCUACUUCCUUUUGUUUCUCUCCGUGUGUAGAUAAAUAUUACUUAACAGUGUGAUAUGUGCACUUGGUUUAGUAUUUUCCUGAUAAAAAGUUUUCUUUUAGCAGAAUUCGAUUUUUCUUUUCAAAUGUGCAUUUUAAUGAAGUGUUAAUGUAAAAUAAUUGCUUUUUUAUCUUAAAUAUUAAAAGUAUUUUAAUUUUUCAGUAAAAUAUCUUUAAUAUUUCAAUUUUGAGCUAUCUUUUAUCUCUACUGUAUGAAAAUUAAAGUUUUUUUUUUUCCCCAUAAAGAAUUAAUUUGAUCUUUCCCUUAGUUUUGCUGAAUUGGCCUUGGGCAGGGUGUUCAUUCCCUUUUAGGUAUUUCUAAAUCUUUUAUAGAGCAUGAACUUUUUUUCCUGCCAUAUAUGUGGUUUUAUUGUUCUAAAUGUAGAUAUUAAUAUAGUAACGAAUGAUAGUUUUUUUCCCCUGCGAGAUUUUUUCUAUUUUUGUGGGAAAGACUGGUAUACUUUUCACUAUUCUCUAAGAUAUGAUAUGUAUUUAAUUAUUAAAAUUUAGUGAUUUUAAUUGACAUCGAAAUAGCUGCAGUCACACUUAUUUUUUGUAAAAUGUAUUAAUAUAGAGCGUUUAAUCCAACUAUAAUGACAGUAACUUGUAUUCUAUUAAAAAAUAAGAAUUAUUUUUAUAAUUGAAAAUUUAUUUUCAAUCGUUUAUCCACUAAUAUUUGGAAAGGCGAUUUUUUAAAUCAACUUCAAAACAGGGUUUGGGAAGAUUCGGAUUAUUUUAUAUUCCUCGAGGAAAAUCAUUUUGACAGUGCCAAGUUAUACAGUAAACACAAAUUGAUAUCUGUAAUUAAGAAAUUAUACAUGAAUUCGAAAAUAAUUUGGCAAGGAAUAGAUUAAUAAAACUUUAUUAUUGAUAUGAGUAUUUCAUCUGCUUUUAUUGCCCAGCAGUACACUGUGUGUCCAUCACGAGAACACUUCCAGACAAACGUCUGUUUGCGGUGGGCGUUAUAGAAACAGGUUACUGCAGGAUGAGUUCAUUUCGCAAAGGUAGAAAUUCAUUCAAGUUUCUUACGUUGGCACGUUUAGCGCCAAAUUGGCGCAUUUGUUGUUAUUGCAUUUAACUUUUGAAAACAAAUUCAAAAAAAUUAUUCACUAAGUUGAAAAUCAUUUGCGUACUCGGAAUAUUGAAAAUAUCUGAUAUUCCUGUCAUAUGUAUAAAAAGAACAAUGCAAAUCAAUUAGAAAAGUUGAAUAAUUAUUUGUAUGUCUAACGAUUGUACAAAAAGAAAAAUAAGUAGAAUUUUGUACAACAAAAAAUUAAUCGUUUUCAUUUCAUUUGUUUUAAAUUUAUGUAAAUAAUUAAUAUCGAAUUCUCCAGAGCAAACGCGAGAUAAUCUAAUUUAACAUAAAAACAAUAGCAUAAUCAAUCGUGAUUAUUUUCAUAAAAGGUUGUUUUUAUUCUGUUAGAAAGUAAAAUGUUCAUUAUUAAAUAUGCUUGAAACCUUUCGAAAUUUAUAUUUAUUUAUUUUUCUGAUGUAUAUGCUAUUUGCCGGAACAUAAAAUUAACAAUAACCAUAUUAUCAAAUUUUAGAUUUUUAAAAAUCUAACUUUGAUUUGUAACUUACUUUCAAUAUGCACAAGCUUUCUACAACAUAAUUAAUUGCGUAAAGUUUAUAUGUAAAAGUAUUCUAAAUUUGAAAAUAAUAAAAGUGUUCAUUCAUGUACGUGCCAGAUGUCCCGUUUUUUAAAGUAGUAUUCUAUAUGACCAUUUAUUCAUUUUCCCCGGCUUGAAAAAGAAAGCUAAUUAUUUCAAAGAAAACUUUUUCCCACGAACUGUCAAUUUAAAUAAUAGGGUGAUAAAUGAGCUUUUCUUUUCAAUGUAUAUCAGUAGUCAUAAACAUCAUAGCAAUAAAUUAUCCAUAAAUCCCUGCAUUAUUUUAUCAUUUCGGAGUUGAAAAUUCUUCACUCCCAAUCUAUAUUAACUACGAUUUUAAAGUCCCUCCUUUCUUAAAUUGAAAAAGCAUUUUAAAGGAUGUUAAAAUUUCAAAGAGACAAAAAAAUUAUUAAAUAAUGAAAUGCAGUUAAUAUUAGCCAAAGAAAAGAUUAAUAAAGUAUAAAAGAAAUAAACUAAGCGAAUAUAAAGACACGUGCAAUUGCGGUUAAAGCUAGAAGACGAAUAAACAACAGUUUUUUUUUUUUAAUCGUUUCAAUUUGACGCCAAGAAAAAAAAUAACCCCCCAGACUUCCGUUCGAUUCCACCCACUCAAAAUGGAUCUUCCCUACCGGAAUCUGUUUCGAUAACGCCCACCGUAAACAUAGACGGUUGUCUGGAAGUGUUCUCGUCGUGGACAAACAGUAUUACUCUUUUACUCAUCUACGGUUAGGAAAUAUUUUGAGGUAAAACUCAUUAACUGUAACGUAAUAUAACUAAUUACUUGUACGCAAUUUUUCAUAUGUAAAAGUACUUUUGUAAAAUAUAUAGAUUACAGUAAUAUAUUAAUUAUAUAAAGGCGGGUAUGAGGAGAGGAAGUAAUUAAUAAAUUCAUUAUAAAGAAUAAAAUUUGUUUCAAUAUGAGCCCUAGUUGAUUUCAAGAAUGUUUCGAAUAACACUUAUUUUGCUAGUAUUUGGUUCGAAAAUGUUUAAGGAAUUUAAAUGCACAUGAUUGCAGUCGAGUGUCAGUUAUGCGCUUCAUUAUGUUUAUGAAAUAGUUUACAGGUUAUUUUCAUCUAUGGCUAAAAUUUCUCUUCCCCAUUAAUUUACUUCGUUUGAGCUCUGAAUUCUGUUCAAUUUUAAUACUCGAAAGAUUACAUUGUAAGCAUUUUUGCCUUUAACUGUCUGCAAAGAGUUCAAGUAGUUUUGUUUAGAAUUUUUGUCAUUGUUUUCAAAUUUGGUUUAAAAGCAGUUUUGAUAGUUUCCCUAAUGUUGCUCAAAAUGUGCCAUUUCUGGGAAAUAAAACCACAAAUACAAUAAGCGCACAGUGAGAUGUUUUUACUGCUCAAAUAUGGUUACUGUUAAAGGACUUUUGCAUUCUAUCUUAAAGAUCAAUUUUAAUUAACUUUUUUUCUUUUUUCUUUCCCUUUCCUUAUGAAUUUAAGGUGGAAACAAAGUGUCAUUAGUCGAUUGAAUGACUGCGGAAAAAAAAAAAAAAAAGCACUAGACACAUAUUUUCAAUAUAUGACAAUUGAGGCACAAUUGAAUUUUUGUAAGUACAAACCAAAUUAAAAUUACAUUUAUAAAAUUCAGAAAUUAAAGUUUGUUUUUGUCAGAGCUUGAAGGUUUAAAAAAAAUUUCGUUGAUGCAUCAUUUAUAGUUUAUAACCAGUUAAGAAUACUUUAAUGAUGUUUCUAUAAAAUUUGUUAUCUUGUGCAUUGUAAAGUGAUGUAACUGUUCUUUGAAAUUAUGAAUUUGUUCAGAGAUUGUUAUCUUUAUUAAGGCCUCUUGGUUGUGCAAAAUUCCAUUCUUUAUCAGAUUGGUGUAAUUUACAAGUUUUGAAAUAAAUGAUGUUAAAAGAACAUCUUGGAAAAAUUAAGCAAUCAUUGUUUUAAAGAACUCCAAAAGUCUUCAAUUCUAUGAAUCUUCAGUUUAUUUAGGAAGGGGGGGGCAGCCAUGCAAGUAACAUAAUUCAAGAUACAUCUAAAUGUUUGCCUCUUAAAUGCUCCAAAUUUCUGCGAACUUUAUUUAAAUUCUUGCUUUUUUUCAGUAUGCAGUUUUUUUCUGGGAGAUGAAGAAGAUAAUAAAUUAUAGAUAUAAAUUUAUUAAAUUUCCUUUGUUUUGAAAUUAAUUUCUUUCGAUUUUACUUGUAAAAGCUUUGGUCGUUAUUUAGAUUAAUAAAUUUAAUGAAACCAGAAUUAAUUCUAAAUUUCUGUAUAUCAAUUUCAUUUUCAGAAUUUAGAUGAGUAUUAAUUAUAAGCGUGAUAAAGUUGUUUGUUUUCAUACGCCAUAAAGAUGGACAAAUGGGUCUGCUAAAGCAUAUUUAUAAUCUGAUGAGUAAAAAAGAAAAAAAAUUAAAAGCUUAUUAAGUAUAUUAAUUGCAUGGCAGUAAUUUCUUGACGAGUUCUAAAGCUGAUGUCGAUAAAAUAUCUCAAUAGUAUGAUUGAAUAUUAGUCUUGGCAUCAGUCUUAUUUAUUAUUAUUCUAUUAACUUUUUUUUUGCUGUGUACCAGCUUCCUAUAUUUCUUUUAGAUGACAAAUAUGCAAAGUAUAACUCAAAUAUUAAAAAAAUGAAAUUGUACCUGUACUAACAUUUGAUUUUGAAAUAAACAUCUUGUUAUUUUAAAUGCUGUCGAUUUCAAUAUAAUCAUUAUUUUGCUAUUCAUAUUUCAAGCUCAAAUUUUAGUCCAACUUUUUUUACUGUAAAAUAAAAAAAGAAAAUUUUGUAAAGCAAAUGAGAUAUAUUGCAUUUUUUUAUUGCAUAGAAAAGAGUACUGCUGUGCCUUGUGUGGCUGUUGUUAGAGCGAAAGUUAUCACAUCUUAGUUAUUUCUUCUUAUUAUUUUACUAUUUUAGACAGAGUAUUAUGUCAUUCAUAAAUUUCAUCAUUCAUAUGUUAGCUGUGUGCCAUUGUAUUUACGAACAAUAAAAUUUUCUUGUAUUUCAAGCCAUAAACUGGCUUUAGCAUUAAUGCAUAAUAUUGGAUAAUUGCGAAUUAAUUAUACCAAAUACUGUUAUUGUUUCAGGCACUGUCACUGAAUAUUUGGACAUUCCAUCAUUUUCGUACCUCAUUCAUAAAAAAAAAAAGAGAAUAUUGUUACUUUAUAAAUUUAGAUGUGGAAUUUUUUUAUUCAAUUUUUCUUUUUAAUUCCUAAUCUUACACUUGUAUUUUUUGUAUUUGAUUUUCUUUCAAAGUUUCGUUUUAUAUCCAUUCUUACUAUCUUGGCAAAAUUUUCUUCUAAAUAAGAAAAUCUACAAAAUACAACAGUUCUCCACCUCUUUUCCUUAAACAUUAAUAAUAAAUAUUUGUAACAUUCUUUUAUUUAACUUUAUAUAAUUUCUGUGUAUCAGUUAUUUUUAGAAGUAUAUAGAUAAGCCUGCCGAAUGAAAUAUAUAAACUUCAUUGCAUGCAGUUCCCUUUCGUUUACCUUGUUCAUAUUUAAUGAAAUUCAGUAAUCUGAAGUUAAUAUUCAACAACAAAAACACUUUCUCAUAUGAAUGAUUUACUUUAGAGAAAAUUUCUUUUCUUAGGUGAAAGAAAAAAAAAUUAUGAUGUAUUUGUUACGGUAGAUGUUCAUGCAUGGUUUAAAUAUGGAUAUUAACUCAUGAAUGUAGCUUUUUAAAUUUCUUAAUGUAUUGAUUUUUAUGUAAUGUGAAGUGCAUAAAGAAUUAUUUCACAGAUUUUAUCCAUGAAAUGGAAUGAUUGCAUGUAAAUUUGUACUCCGUGCUGCUAUGAAAUUGCAGCAAAUUGUCGUGCUUCUUUCUGUUCUAAAAUAUUUUAAUGGAUUUUAUUUUAACUUUCAUGACUAAUGUUGAGUUUCAAAUAAUUUUAUAUGGAUCCCUUUAAUAUAUAAUUUACUUUCUAUCAUUAAAGGUUAACUACCAUCAUCAGUAAAUUUAUUUACCAUUUGUAUAUAAAUGUUAAUGUUGCAUUUUUGUUGUUGGCGUUUAUGGUUUUGAAUGUUGCCAUUACCUUUUGUUGCCUUUGUGUACCAAAAAUAUACUAUUUCUAGAAAGUAAAUGUUACAAAGAAACUGAGCAUAAUAAACAUAUUUUUUUAUCGUG